AUGAUGAAGGCCUUCUCCUAUGAAAAUCCCACCGACGGUCUUCAACUGAAAGACCUGCCUGUUCCGGAGCCAGAUGAUGAGGGUGUUCUUAUCGAGGUCAAGGCCGCAGGACUAUGUCACUCAGAUUGUCACAUCGUCAGUGGCCACGGAGACGAGUACAUCGCCAAAAGGCCAAUUGUGCUCGGCCACGAAGUCGCGGGGCUGAUCAAAAAGCUCGGUCGAAAUGUCUCUGGCUUUCAGAUCGGAGACGCUGUCACACUCGCUCUCCUAAUGCACCCUGUCUCCGAGUACAUGAACGGCGCAUACGUCGGGUUGAGUUUCGAUGGUGGUUAUGGCCAGUACGUUGUCACGCCACAGAAGGUUCUCGUUAAGAUACCAGAUGGUAUAUCUUUCGCACAAGCUGCCGUUGCGACAGACGCUUUGGCGACUUCUUAUCACGCUGUCGUCGGUGAAGCUGGCGCUAGAACUGGAUUGACAAUCGGCAUUGUUGGUCUGGGCGGACUGGGUAUGCAUGGUCUGCAAUUUGCCGCCCUGAAAGGAUCUAACGUGUAUGGCUUCGAUGUCAAUGAGGACAAGUUUGUCCAAGCAAAAGCAGAGAACCUAGUCGGCCACACUACAACCACUUCGACUGCAAUCAAGUCUGUCAGGCCAGUUGGUAAAGUCAUAACUGUUGGUCUUGGGUCGUCAGAAGUCACGAUUCCAUCACGCACGGGUUCGGGUUACAUCCUGAAGGGCGUUACUAUCGUUGGAUCGAUUGGCGCAUCAAUGCAGGACCUGAAGGAUGUUCUGGCACUUAUAGCUGAGGGUUCCAUUAAGCCUGAGCUUACGGAGGUUGCCUUUGAGGAGAUACCAGACACUAUCAAGCAGCUGGCAGAGGGAACUGUAGCAGGUCGAGUUUGGACGGACCCAAGCAAGACACUAUUUCAAUAG
This is a messenger RNA of Fusarium musae, 930 nucleotides long. RefSeq lists its product as uncharacterized. The record is from RefSeq and is a predicted model, not a curated record. NCBI's taxonomy places the organism in Eukaryota, Fungi, Ascomycota, Sordariomycetes, Hypocreales, Nectriaceae. The transcript is spliced from 2 exons. The coding region runs from base 1 to 930 and encodes 309 amino acids. Gene Ontology annotation, molecular function: zinc ion binding; oxidoreductase activity.